AUGGCUCCCCUGGCCGCAGACCCCCGCCAGCUCGUGGUGGUCCUUAACCCGGCUCGCCGCAAAGCGUUCUAUACCCUCCUCUUCGAUAUCACGGGCUACAUGCGCUCGCAGCUCGAGCUCAAAGACGGCGGCGACCAAGCAGCAGAUUCCAGCGGCAAUCCGGCAUCGCCGUCACUCCAGGAGAGGAACGCCCCGCUCUUCGUCCGGGACCGCGGCGACGGACGCAGCAGCAGCCCCAGCCACCCGGACCGCGGCGGUUCCGGCGUGCACAGCGCUCAGCUGCGGGCCCUGAGGAGGGCGGCGCUCAAGCACUUUGACGGGUGGCGGAAGGAGGUCCUCGAGAAGGUCAAGGGAAUUGUCUCGGUUAAGGACGAUGACAAGAUCCUCGAGGCCAGGAAGAAGCGCUUAGAUGAGCAGGAGAAGCUGAACGCAGAGUCUCCCGGCGUCGGAGAGGAUUUGAUCAACUUUGGAGAUGCUUCUCAGACUGCUUCUUCUUCUUCUCCGGCGGCGAACAAGGUCGACGAGGAGGUGGCCGCACUGCAGGAGCAUUACCAUCCCAUUCCGAGCCGGUUCACCACGAUCCCGGCGAAUGAUAGGAAAGAGGUGCUAAGCUGCCUCUUGGUUCUCAUCUUGUCUACCGGUUGCUACUCAGCACACUCCAGAGUCUUGGCCCUGUAUCUCACGUCCGCCUUCGGUCUGCCUCUCUCGGCCCUCAUCGCCGAGGAGACGGAAAUCGCAAAGUCUCUGGUUGAAUCUGCGACCUCUUCCGAAGGUCAAAAGGCCACCAUGUCCGCCGAGGCCGAGGCCGCGAAGCGACGACAAGAGAACCAAAAGAGCCGUUUCUGGAAAGUCGGCCUAGCCUCCGUGGCAGGCGCCGCCGUCAUCGGCAUCACGGGUGGUCUCGCGGCCCCUGUGGUCGCCGGCGCCAUCGGCGGCAUCAUGGGCAGCGUCGGCCUGGGAGGCAUGACGGGCGAGAUGAUGGAUACCUACGCCAAGGAGGUGGAAGACUUCCGCUUCCUCCCGCUCAAGGACGAAUGGGGCCAGGACUAUAAACGCGCUGACCCGGACGGCAAGCAGGGUGCCCGCCUCCGCGUGACGAUUGGCAUCAACGGCUGGCUGAAUGACGAGGGCGAUGUGACGAAGCCGUGGCGCAGCUUGGGUGAUGAGUCCGAAGUCUUUGCCUUGCGCUACGAGAUGAAGUCACUUCUCGCCCUCGGUGCUGAGCUCGAGGGUCUCGUCUCGUCGUACGCGUGGAACUAUGUAAAGAUUGAGAUCCUCAAGCGCACUGUCCUUGCUUCGCUCUGGGCUGCUCUGUGGCCCGCCUACCUCAUCAGCGCCGCUUCAAAGAUUGACAACCCCUUCAACCUGGCCCGCAACCGUUCAGACAAGGCCGGUCGCGUUCUCGCUGAUGCUCUCAUCGCCAAGGUCCAGGGAGAAAGACCCGUGACUCUGGUCGGAUAUUCGCUCGGCGCUCGCGUCAUCUACUCUUGUCUGCGAUCACUCGCUGAACGUCAGGCUUUCGGGCUAGUCGACACCGUGGUGCUCAUCGGUGCCCCCGUGCCGUCCAACCGGGAGCACUGGCAGGUCCUGCGGUCCGUGGUGUCGGGCCGCAUCGUCAACGUGUACUCGGAAACGGACUACAUUCUCGGCUUCUUAUACCGUACCACCUCUCUCCAGCUAGGCAUCGCAGGUCUCCAGGAAGUCAAGGACAUUGAAAGAGUCGAGAACCUGAACCUCAGCGCAGAAGUCAGCGGGCACCUCCGCUACCCGAGCUUGAUCGCCAAGAUCCUGACACGAUGCGGAUUCCCGAAUGUCAAGGGCGGCGAGGGCGUUAUAGAAAAGGACGAAGACCUAGAUAUCAAGAUUACGGAUGAGGAGGCGGGUUCGCAGAUGGGCGAGCUUAUCCAGCUCGAGGCGCAACCUGAUCCGGAGUCGGAGCCGCAGCCGAUCAGAUCCAAGCAGACCGCCAGGUUCCCGAACGAGCUGCGUCACCCGUUACAUCCUGACCCACCUGAACAGAAGAAGAAAAAGAACCCGAACCGGAACAAGGUCUCUAGAUCUGGUGGUGCAACCGUUUCGGGGUCUUUCGAUCCUUUGGGAGGCGGAGGCGGCGACCCCUUGAACCUGAGAAGUCUUGGCCAGGCAAAGCAGGGACCGCGGUCGCCUCACCACGAGGAGCUCCGUAGUCUAGGCUCUCCACCUCCUGAGAAACAAGAGGCGAGGAGCGCUCAGCCUGCUGAUCCCCUGAAUCUCAGGGCUCUGGGGGCAAAGAACGAAAACCCAGUUCCUACUGCUGUCGAAAAUGAUCCAAGUCAGCCGGGCAAAGAACCAGAGCUUCCUCCCAGGCCUUCUGCCAUCCACUCGUUCCAGAGCGAUGGUGCUAUAGACUUGCACCGCCGUCCGGGACUGCCAAUCAGGCCCAAGACCUUCCCUGUUCCUGUUCAAGAGGAAGAGGAUGAUGAUAGCGAUGACGAGAGCUUCAAGGGAAUUCAGCUGGUUGACAAUGAAGACAUGACGAGUUACUCGGAGCCCUUGAGGGCGGACGACUAG
This is a messenger RNA of Colletotrichum abscissum, 2550 nucleotides long. Its product is annotated as YSIRK family gram-positive signal peptide. The coding region runs from base 1 to 2550 and encodes 849 amino acids. The transcript has 2 exons. The record is from RefSeq and is a predicted model, not a curated record. NCBI's taxonomy places the organism in Eukaryota, Fungi, Ascomycota, Sordariomycetes, Glomerellales, Glomerellaceae.